Topomyia yanbarensis is the source of this 3234-nucleotide messenger RNA. Its product is annotated as integral membrane protein GPR180-like. The coding region runs from base 339 to 2060 and encodes 573 amino acids. NCBI's taxonomy places the organism in Eukaryota, Metazoa, Arthropoda, Insecta, Diptera, Culicidae. The record is from RefSeq and is a predicted model, not a curated record. The transcript is spliced from 9 exons. Gene Ontology annotation, biological process: response to pheromone; G protein-coupled receptor signaling pathway.
CAUUCAUUCAUAUUUUAUACUUCCACAAACAGUUCCAAAUCAACAGAGUGGGUUUUCAAUAACAUUUUAAACGCAAAUGAGUCGUGUUGUAGUAGACAAACGCAACGGAAUGUCAACGAUAUAGCUUCCGCAAGUUUUUCUGGAGGAGGAAUGGACUGCAACUCAUAAAUCAUUAUUUGGUGUUGUGGGUGGAAAAAGGGGGAAGUGUAACGCGCCCUUGCAGGAUUCUGCAGUUACCUUCAAAAAGUAAAAGUGAAUCUUGGCCAACAGCAGCGGGGACGACAAGUUGAACAAAAGCGCUGAAGUUGCGAAAAUAGUUUUUUUUUCCAGCGGCGACAAUGUUCGCAAAAUGGUGCCCGAGAGGGUUGGCUAUGAUAUAUCUGGUGGUGAUAGCUGGCCAUCAGUCGUCGGACGGUGCCCAUCUAACGGGGUCGUUUCCUGUAGACGGAUUUUUUCGGUUUUUAAUUAAGUUCGGGUUCCAGAAAACGGAGAAACAUUCCCAAAAGAACACCGAAUCCGACACAUUCGGAUAUAUUUACGGGAACAUUACGUCCCAGUGGAAUUUUUCGAUGCCCAUAACGUUAGCCGUACUAGACAAGCACAAUUUUUUAGAGUACUACGCUAACCGGAACAAUUACAAUCGGGAAGUAGCUUGCCAGCGGAUGUUCGAUAAGUUAGAUAAGGUGGCCUUCAACAGCGGAUGCAACAAGGGAGCUGAAGCCGAUUACUUGCGGAGAAUUCCCUGCAAGAAGGGUUCACUCUGUGCGGAUGAAGACAAUCCGACGAAUGUGGUCGCUGGGAGUCAGUUUACUUAUGUGAUUAGCGAUCCCAACGUGCCGAGAUUUUGGUACGUCUCUUUGGUGUCCUGCUAUCAAAAUGUCACUACCUGCCAGUGGCACUAUUACGACUACCGGAAGUAUCACGCGGACGCGCCGCCACGAAUCGAAUACGACAUCCAGCUCGUCAAUGGGAACCCGAACCGGCAGAGUUUAUCCUUCUUCAAUCCUUUGCUUUUUCACUUUUCGUUCGAUCAGCAAAAUACGCUGGAAAUGUAUCUGAUAUUUUUCGUCAUCUACCUGGUGAUGGUUCCGAUGCAGAUCUACGCGGUUCGGCUGCAGAAACACCCGGUCACGAGACUCUUCACGAUCAGUUUAACUUUGGAGUUUAUCAGCGUGUGCUUGCUGCUAACUCACACCGUUCGGUAUGCGAUGAAUGGUGUGGGGAAUGAGAAGGUAGCCAUCACCGGGGAUAUUUUCGAUAUUUUCAGCAGGACUUCAUUCAUGCUGAUAUUAUUACUACUAGCGAAAGGUUGGGCCGUCACACGGAUGCAGAUUUCCGUCAGCAGCUGGAUCUUGCUGAUGGUUAUUUGGAUUCCUUACUGCGCGAUUCACGUACUUUUGUACAUUUGGAAUAGGACUGAAGUCGACAUUAUAUCCGAUAUCGACGAAUAUCAGACGUGGCCUGGAUGGUUAGUGCUGGCUUGCAGGUCAACUAUGAUGUUGUGGUUUCUGUGGGAACUGCGAACAACGAUGAAGUAUGAACACUCCACACAAAAAUUGGAUUUUUUGCUGCACUUCGGCGCUUCAAGUUUAGUGUGGUUCAUAUAUCUGCCCAUUGUGGCCAUCAUCGCAGUGAAUGUUAGUCCACUGUGGCGAUAUAAGUUGCUGUUGGGAAUAACGAAUUCAGCAGACUGUCUUGCGUACUGCGUAAUGAUGGGUCUGUUGUGGCCAAACCGGGCUGGUCAGUAUCUUCUGCUGACGGGUAUCAACUAUGCCGGUAUGGACGAACUGGACGAGUUCAAUGAGGCGCCGCACGUGGUUCAUCGGGACUCGGACGUGCUGGGGGUGGACUGCGAUGACGAUUUCGCGGAAAAUGACGACGAAAUCGAAACUCUGGUGCUAAGCACGGAUGAUCUACUGAGUAAUGGUGGUGCCAAUCAUCAUCAGCCGCAGGUGGUGAGUAGCGGGGGCAGCAAACCUCUGGUGCUGAACGGGCGCAGUCGAAACAUUCUGUCAAACGAUUUUUAUGGAAUUUUUCAAAACCUGCUAUUAAUAUAUUGAUAAAUAUUGAAUCUUACAAAGAAGCCACGUAAAAGUAUAGGAAAUAAAAAAUCCAAACCAUGUGCCAUACUGAAGAUAAUUAAUUCAUCGCUUGUUGAUAAGUAGGAAGAUAUGGGGCGGAUUAGCGAGCACAAAGCUGUUAGAGCACCCCUCUUGAGACUAGCAGUUACAGAUUGACGGCUGCGUAAUCGAAGACUCCACUAGUUUUUCCUCUAGUUUUGAGCCGGUAGCACGAGCGUUGUGAGAGGCACCUUCCAGUAGUUAAGGCGUGUGAUAUAGAAAGAAAUAUAGCAAUUAACGACAGGCCAAGAAUAAUGAUGUUAUUUGUACAUAGGAUUUAAUGAAAUGUAAAACCAGCAAAUAGUAGGUAAAACUUAACUAGUGAAACGAACAAGUAUUUCAAUUGAAGCUACGAUUUUGUCAGUGUACGGUCUCUGGAAAAAGAAGAUCACCUCAUGCUUACCUGCUACAUUAGAAUCCCUUCGUUAGUUCCGACUGGAAGGGCCUUUUAGCUGUUGUAACACUAACGAAGUAUAGCACAAUGUGAGAUGCAUUUUUGAACCGGUAGUUACUGAUAAAAAACAGAACAUUAAUUUCAGUUUUACUGUACUCUAGAAUAGAGCAGCGUUUCGUAACUCUUCUUAAUAGUGUUCGGUGUAGCUAAUUUUGAAUUGCAGUUUGGUACUUUUCCUACGCUCUAUUUGUACAAGUUAGCAACUACAUUGAUUGUUUAGCAAGAUCGUGUGACAUAUCUCCAAAAAAUGUUGAAAUUGCUCAGAGAAUAACACUAUUUUUGCUUAAUUUAGAAUUCGAACUUCCAAGUUCUUCGAGUUUUCUCUGAAACCUGCAUUUGUGCCCAAAACAUUUUUUGUUUAUUGGAUUUUAGACGUCAUUUCCUUUCCUGCUCAACUAAUUGUUAAUAGUUUUUCGCCAAUCGAUAGAAAAGUGUUCAAUUAGUCUCUGGUCCAACACCAACAUUUUGUUUGCUACGUCAAACCACAGAGAACAGACAUAUAAGCUGGAAUAAACUUUCCCGAAAAACCUGUGUAAACAUUUAAAUGAAAAUGCGUUGAAAAAUCAUCAUCGCAUACAAGUUCGCAUGCGCCCAGUUAAGCUCAGCCGGAAAUGAACUGGAAUUCCGGCUGGUUCCAGUUCGCAUUCCGGCUCCAUUGAC